Messenger RNA from Drosophila erecta, 1447 nucleotides. RefSeq lists its product as uncharacterized. Bases 457 to 1290 code for a protein of 277 amino acids. The record is from RefSeq and is a predicted model, not a curated record. The transcript has a single exon. NCBI's taxonomy places the organism in Eukaryota, Metazoa, Arthropoda, Insecta, Diptera, Drosophilidae.
CAACACUGUUCCUUGAUUGUAAUUCUUCACUUGACUUUAUGGUGCCGAAUUCAAGUUUGUUGCCUAAGUCUUUCGUUUGGCCAGCACAUUCUUUUGUCCAACUGGGCUUAGGCAUGCACUUGUGUGCGUUUGAACAUGAGUCUGCGAGCAAGUGUUUGGCCAAAAAUAAACAGCCCAAGGACCUCGACAUGUGUCUAUGGAAACUGUUGCAAUUGUUGUUCAAAUAUAAACAAACGAUAUGCGAGUGCUUUGCUGAGCCGGCUAACGGUAUACUUGUAUGCUCGUAUGGUAUGAUGAUUGGUGAUAAAGUACCAGGCCAUAAGUGUGGAAACCGGUUGUCGGCAGUAGGCUCUUAACAUUCAACGGACACGCAAUCACUUUGGGGAAUAGAAUAAUCUGAAAGAAAAUUAAUUAUCACUGGAAUCAUCAGAAAGGCUAGACGCAAUAAAUCCCAAAAUGCACAAAUGCUAUUGCGGCGUAACGACAUCGGGAAGCGAGCGGCCGCAGCAACAUCUUGCGCUGCAUCCAGAGCGAGAUGACAAUCCACGUGGCGAUCUCAGGUCGGUGACCUCAUCUUCUAGACAAAGCCUGCGACCCACCCAAUUUAUAAAGCGUCCGAGCCUAAAGACCCCGCCCCGAUUUGGCCUAGGACACUCCAGCACCGAGCUGGUCAAUGACUUCAGUCGCCGCAACUCCACAGCCACCACGGUGAGUCACUGCUCCAGCUGCAGCUGCAGCUCCUCCCAGCAACGCCAGCAGAGCAGGGCCAAGGUUUUGCGAUGGGGCUGGGAACGAACAGGCGGUACUGACACCUCAAACACAAAUCACUAUGAGGGGUACACGGACAAUCGGCGUCUUUAUGAGCAGAGCGCAUGCGUCGCCAGUCGCCAGAGGAGCCAAGGUCAGGGUCAGGUUUACAGUGGCAACUCGACGCCAUCACCACGCCCAGUUCAGUGCCCCAACCAGCAAGCCACGGAUGAGCUGCAGCAGCUGCAGGCCCUGCAGCACUUCCGCCUGAUGAACGUCGGCGAAUGCUUCAGUGAUGGCCGCCAGGAUGAGCUGCGUCUGCAGCGGGCCUAUGACAAAAUUAGUUUCGCCAACUCGGACAAGUGGAACAAGGAUCGGGCCAAUGAGUGCAGGCAACAGGAAGUGACGAGGAGCACCGCCACACCCUACGCCUUGAGGCAGAAGUUGCUCCGGCUGAGGCUCCAGGAGGAGGAGCAACGUGGCAGGGGCACCGGAGCCAGAUGUGCUCCUUUGGGAAGGAGUUGCGCCCUGCGAUAUAACUAAAGUGCUUUAUAAACUACAUUAAGUGCAAUAUUGUGUGCAACAGAAAGUAAAGAAAUAAAUUCCUUACACAGCAACUAUAAAGAUAUCUGAAUAAGAAACUAGCAUGCAUUUCACUCAAGUAAAAACACAUCUUGAAUUUCAUAUUUAUUGCUAGUAU